UUUGCUCAACUCCUCCUUUACAUCACUAGCUGCCUUUUCUAGGGCACUCAGCUCCACCUCCUGUGGUGCCACCCUGGGAAUUCCUUUUCCUAUCUGCAAACUGCCGGUAUCUUCUGCACUGCUAACUUCCUCUUCUGACUCUCCCCGUGGCUCUUCAGACUCAAUCUCCAACUCCGCUCCUAAAGGUACUGUAUCAGCCUGAGCUAAUUCUCUUGCCCUACUUCUAGUAGUUGGCCCUGCAGGUUUUUCUACCUCCGUCGGUUCCACCGUGCCAAUAGGGAUGGGAAUCAAUUCUUUAUCCUCCUCUGACACAUCUUCUCUCUUUUCUAAUUCUCUAAUUCUGUCCAACAGCUGACCACGAUCUGAUCUAGAGCCCUCCAGCGGUUUUAAGCUGGCAUCCAAAGUUUGCUGGGCUUCCCUGAGUAACCCUACUUUUUUAUUCAAUUUCUUUCCCAGCAAAUUUCAAGCCACAAGCAGGCAUUCAACAUCUCUUCCCUGUUUAGCCCUUUUUCUUUUUCAGCUCUGUUUCUACAUCAAAUACCUCACUUACAAAACCCCGUGGGUUACCAUGCUCAGAAAUCAUCUCGCUAUUUCUCAGCUGUUCUAAAUCUCCUCUAUGUUCCUGAAUAUAUUUUCUGGCAAAGUUUUCUAAAGCCAGACUGUGGGCAACUCCAACAGACUCCACUCUUGCCUUUACUCCACUCCUAACAAGAAAUAUAGAACUCAUUUCAAUUAUAUAACUUCACUAGCUUCUUCAAUCAACUAGAAUGAAUACUCUGUUGUUUUACUCUGAAACUGAAGGUGUCCCUUCACAGAAACAACAGGAAAUAACACCCCUAACCGGUUUCUACACUUCGUUCAAUAAGUCCCAAGUAAAUAAUAGAGGGAUGGGGGUAUGUUCCCUCUCUUCCCUCGAUGGCUCGUAGCUACUCGAGAGGUCUUUUCCCUCUGUCGGGACCUGCCAAAUACUGGGAAAUACUGAGGCAGAUGGAGAGUUAAGGGGACUGAGAUAAGGUAUCUUGAACUGUUCAAGUUCUGAACUAUUGCGGCCUUUUGGCAGCAAUUAAUACCUAGAUUUGUCAGCUCCCCCACCACCACUAGUCUGGGUCAUCAGAUCCAGUGCUACGGCUAAUGUCUUAUCGGUACCAUUCGUUAUAACUUCAACCUUUACAAAACCCCUUAGAUGCGCAUACCACUUUAACAAUAACACUAUUACUUAAAAGUAAUAUUAUAAAGCAAUAUUAUUUAAUCUUGCAGUAUUAUAUUCAAAAACCUUAAAAUUAAACUUCUAAGUCAAAACCACAAUACAAAACUGGAAAUACUGGGACUGCUGCCAAGCUGCAGUCACAGGAAAUUAGUUUUCUGUUUUCUUAAGAAAGAGUGGGUGAAACACACUAUUUGUAAGUCUCUGUAAUUUUAACCAUUUACUUAUGCCUCGGGUGAGAUUUCUAGAGAUCUAAGGAUGCCUGGAAUUCCUGUCACACACUCCUCGAGUCUCCUGGCUAGUUGAAGAUGAAGAGAUCUAGAAUAGAUGAUGAUUGAAGCUCUUUUAUAUGACCUAAGUGCCGGAAAUCCUUCCUCUUAUGCCCAAAUUUCAUUCCUCCCCCACAGAAAUGUUAGGCUACACUUACCCCAUAGGCUAAUAUGUAUGUGCGUAUCGAUGACAGGAUAUUGAGGUUGAGCUUCCUGGUUCAGACACUGCUGCCCCCAUUGUGAUCUGAGAGCCCAGGCUGAGCAGCUGCUGCUCCCCCAGCGGGAUCGGGGCUGGGGAGUGACCAUGAGUAAAGCUUCCUCUGCGUCCAGCCAAGGGUUUCCAGUUUCCAAACCUGAUGUCAUCUCCCAGCUGGAACGAGGGGAAGAGCCGUGGGCCCCAGCUCUCCAGGGCUCAGAGGAAAGCGAGAUCCUGCUAGGCAGCUGCAUGGCAGGUGAGGGGAUGGUGAGCGAGACCAUGGAGCAGAAUCCUCAGCAGGAAGAGGAGCAAGUGGAAGCGCAUGGAGCAUUGUUGCAAAGAUGCAAAGAGCAUGUGUCCAGGAGUUGUGAGCAGGGAAAAGGCUCUCAGGGGCAGCACAGGCCAGAGAAGUGGCAGGGAAACCAGCCAGCGCAGAAAGUUGGAAUAUCUGUUAAUUAUCGGGGAACUCACAAAGGCCUCAAGGAAACCACGGUGCAGCAGAGAAUCCUGACGGGAGAGAGAAAUAACACGGGCUUUGAGUGUGGGAAAAAGUUCAGGAGGCGCUCACACCAUCAGAGAAUCCACACCCGAGUGAGACCCCAUGAAUGCCGCGAGUGUGGGAAAACCUUCGCUUGGAGCUCAACCCUUAUUGCACAUCAGAGGAUCCACACCGGAGAGAAACCCUAUAAAUGCCGUGAGUGCGGGAAAACCUUCGCUCGGAGCUCACACCUUAUUGCACAUCAGAGGAGCCACACAGGAGAGAAACCCUAUAAAUGCUGUGAGUGCGGGAAAACCUUCGCUUGGAGCUCAUCCCUUAUUUGCCAUCAGAGGAUCCACACAGGAGAGAAACCUUAUGAAUGCUGUGAGUGUGGGAAAACCUUCCCUCACAGCUCAACCCUUGUUAUACAUCAGAGGAGCCACACAGGAGAGAAACCUUAUGAAUGCUGUGAGUGCGGGAAAACCUUCGCUCAGAGCUCAAGCCUUAUUGCACAUAGGAGGAGCCACACAGGAGAAAAACCCUAUGAAUGCCGUGAGUGCGGGAAAACCUUUGCUCAGAGGUCAGGCCUUGUUACACAUCAGAGGAGCCACACAGGAGAGAAACCCUAUAAAUGCCGUGAGUGCGAGAAAACCUUCGCUCAGAGCUCGCACCUUACUGCACAUCAGAGGAUCCACACAGGAGAGAAACCCUAUAAAUGCUGUGAGUGUGGGAAAACCUUCCAUCACAACUCUUCUCUUAUUUAUCACCAGAGAAGCUGCAAGGGAGAUAAACACCAUGAAAAUCUUGUCUAGGGUCUCAGAAAAGAUUGUUUUUUCCUUUUGCUAAUUCCCAGGUAGUGAACUUUAAGGCAGCAUUUGUGGCAUCUCAGCUCCUUCAGGUGAGUUGUCUGCUUUUCUCUUUUGCAGCUCACCUUUCCUUGGAGUGAAGCCCACAGUGUUUUUCAUCAACUCCUUUGUUCUGUGUCAUGGAAGUGUGUGUCCCUCCAACAGGAAUGUCCGUCAGCCCCAGGUGGGGGAACGAGGAGUGACCUUUACUCGGUACAUGGAGGUUAAAUCUACCUGGGCCUUGACUCCACUAGGGUUUUCCAUGGAGUUAGCUAGAUUGAGUUAACGAUCCUGAUAUAAAAACACAACUAUUUUUUUCAAUAAAGAAAAUAGCCCAUAGAGCUGCCAGGGUAAUGUAGCAAAUUUCCUCACCACCGGAUAUAACCUCCAUCACUUUUCCUAGUCUAACCAAAUUUGGAGCAUCAUGUUUAUACUUUUCCUUCCACUGCACAGUGAUUGUUAGUCACCAGGACAGAUUGCCUCAUUCCCAGUUGUUCCCACGUUGCACUGGGUUCUGCUGAAUAGCAGUUGGGUUUUGUACCACUUUCCUCCUAAGAACAUAAGAAUGGCCGUACUGGGUCAGACCAAAGGUCCAUCCAGCCCAGUAUCCUGUCUGCUGACAGUGGCCAAUGCCAGGUGCCUCAGAGGGAGUGAACCUAACAGGCAAUGAUC
This is a messenger RNA of Trachemys scripta elegans, 3664 nucleotides long. Its product is annotated as zinc finger protein 239-like. NCBI's taxonomy places the organism in Eukaryota, Metazoa, Chordata, Testudines, Emydidae. The record is from RefSeq and is a predicted model, not a curated record. Gene Ontology annotation, biological process: negative regulation of transcription by RNA polymerase II. Gene Ontology annotation, molecular function: DNA-binding transcription repressor activity, RNA polymerase II-specific. The coding region runs from base 1778 to 2959 and encodes 393 amino acids. The transcript has 4 exons.